GAGACUUAAGACUCCCUCCCACGUGGCUCCGGCCCAGUCUCAAUAUCACAAUCCCGUCUCCCAGUGGGUUUGGUGUUGGGGGUAACGCCGACAUGGCUUGAACAGGGGAAAAUUAGCGCCUCCCUCGCCGUGGGUGCGCGUUUUUGUAUUAGAGAAUCUCUAGCUUUCAGGCUAGGUGGCAGAAGUCACCGCCCGUUCUGAAGGGCACAGUCGUUAAUAUCCAUCCACCUAUGCCGGCCACCAUGUUGAAGGAAACCUACGCAGCGUCAGCACCGCGUCCGUCGCUCUCGCCGCAUGCCUUUGCGAAAACACGCGUUGUUUCCGCGAUGCCGACGUACUGCUGCGUACCCCUCUGCAAGCAGAGUGGCUAUUUGGACACGUCCGGUGCUAAGGUAUCGUUUCAUAGGUUCCCACGAAACGAAGACACCCGCAAGAGAUGGAUAGUCGCCAUAAAGCGCGACGAAGGGCCGUCCUUCCAGGUGUCAAUGGCCACCAAAGUGUGCUCGAAGCACUUUGUGACCGAAGAUUUUGUUCCCAACGUGGCCAGUGGACAGAGGAUGCUGCGCGACGAUGCCGUGCCGUCUGUAUUUAGCUUCAAGAAGCCAAAGCGCGUCCGCACUGCACCACGAGCAAGGUUGCCACCGCCUGUGCCACGGCCCGCGCCUUUGCCGCCACAGCCGGCUCUUUCGCCGCAGCACGUUCCUUUGUUCCCGUCCACUCCCACGGCACAUCACCUCGUGGGAAGCGAGGCUGGCAAAGAAAACGGCGCCUUCGUCUUCGCUCCGAUCGGCCGUAUCCGGACGGCCUUUCCUUCCAAGAACGCCACUCCGCGCCAAGCGUGCAUCUGCUCCCAAAGCAGUGCCACUCUAUCUAUCGACAAGGAGGUGUUCAACCGCCCACAACACUGCCUGGACGGGCUGGAGGAGUUCUCACACGUUUGGUUGCUGUCGGUGCUGGACCGGAACAACAAGACGGAGUCGGGCACGUUUGCUUACAAGAGCAAGGUUCGUCCGCCGCGGCUCGACGGCCGCUCUGUCGGUGUCUUUGGAACGCGAUCGCCCCACCGGCCGUGCCCAAUCGGUCUCAGCCUGGUUCGGCUGGACGCGGUCAAAGACGGCACCCUGCACAUCUCCGGCGUGGACCUAGUAGACGGAACUCCGAUCCUCGACAUCAAGCCGUACAUCCCCGAAUACGACGCGCCGAACCAAAUGGCACGAGACGGCAAGACAUCGCCGCCUGAUGGUGUCAUGACGACGACCAGAUGUGCCUCUUGGAUCUCUGGCGAGUCGUCUUCCCCGUCCUCGUUGGGCGGUCUUCGUGUCGACUUCACGCCUUCCGCGCUGGGCGACCUUGCCCGCUUCCACGGACGCGACGAGUGCCAGGAGGCAGAGUGUCCAUUGUGCCUGCACCACCUGGCAGACGGCACGCAGGCGCGGCAAGCGCUGACAGCACUCCUGUCCGCGGACCCGCGUUCGCUCCACCGGAAAAACAACUGUUCGGACCGUCUCUACUACUGUGUGGUGGAUGUGCUUCACGUGACCGCUUGGUUCGACGUCGGGCGCGUGGAGGUGCUCAAGGUGGCGCCUUUGGCGCUCAUGGACGCGGUAUCCAAUCUGGCAGACACGAGCGGCAGCUCGUACUCUUAAUUACAAUCUACAGAAAUUCACAACAAAAAGGAUCACGACAGAGAGAAAGUUUCAAUAUCUUCCUAUACUCCAUUCACCAUUAAACUGAGCGCGAGCUUUCUGCACUUGCUAACACCAAGUGUGAAUGCACAGGUACGUGCAACCAAAGCACUGUGGAAGCCAGCGAGCUCGCGCUGAAGUCAGAGCUGCUAGUCUCAGCUUUAGGGUGAACUGAGUAUAGGCUUUCACGUG
This is a messenger RNA of Ixodes scapularis (black-legged tick), 1877 nucleotides long. Its product is annotated as tRNA (adenine(37)-N6)-methyltransferase. The transcript has 5 exons. Lineage: Eukaryota; Metazoa; Arthropoda; Arachnida; Ixodida; Ixodidae. The coding region runs from base 231 to 1646 and encodes 471 amino acids. The record is from RefSeq and is a predicted model, not a curated record.